This is a messenger RNA of Rubroshorea leprosula, 834 nucleotides long. The record is from the annotation of a GenBank genome assembly. NCBI's taxonomy places the organism in Eukaryota, Viridiplantae, Streptophyta, Magnoliopsida, Malvales, Dipterocarpaceae.
UUCAAAUCCUCCGCCAAAGCAAAAAAGAACCGGUACGGUACAAAACAGGCGUAGUUGUAGUUCUAUCCAAAAUCCGAAAAGCCAGCUGUGUCUAGGAAAAUUUAAAUCAUGGGGAAGAAGAUAAGUCAAGCACCGGCCAAAAUAUCUAAGAGCAAUAUUGAAAAGAAGCAACGUGUUAACAUUUUGAUAAAGGUGUUGAGGCCAGUGGUCUACAUCACAGGCAGCUCCAGCUUCAAAAAGCUUGUUCAAGAGCUUAGUGGCAAUGGAGUCCCAGUUUCAGGCCAAAGAUCUACGCCACAAAUCAUCGAACAAGUCAUCCCGGUUAUAGAUUUUGAAAGCAGUAUGGAAGCCUCCAUUGAUAAUUCCUUCCAACUAUGUAACUAUUUACCCUGUGCAGAUGAAGAGUCUCAAGCCUAUGAUCCACCUUUUCUCGAGCAUUUCGAUCACUUGGCAUUGGAGUAUCUGUCCAUAAACCAACAGGAGGAUUCAUUAGUUUAUGGGGAUCUUGAGUCAUGCUUCCAAUUUGAGGUGGAGGGAUAUCCUCUGGUUCGGCAACGGAAGGUCAGCAUAUAUGACCAUGAGUUAUCGGGACUAAUAUAAAACAACUUUAUUUCGUGUACUCAGGAUAGGUUUUUAGCAAUGACUUUUUGAAUCCGACGCAAGAAGUUGUUGCUAAAAAACUAUUUUCUUGUGCAGGCGUGCAGCGUAUAUAAUCGAUCUUCUAAGUUCCAUUGAAGUACAGAAUAUUCAUGUGCAGCUGAGAAUUUUUACUUUUUUCUGGUGGUGUAAAUUUAAUUUAUUCUAAUCUUUGUAUAAUAUAUAGAGAGCUUGGUU